Culicoides brevitarsis is the source of this 3771-nucleotide messenger RNA. RefSeq names its product zinc finger protein jing homolog (gene jing). Gene Ontology annotation, biological process: regulation of transcription by RNA polymerase II. The record is from RefSeq and is a predicted model, not a curated record. The annotation marks the transcript as partial. The transcript has 4 exons. NCBI's taxonomy places the organism in Eukaryota, Metazoa, Arthropoda, Insecta, Diptera, Ceratopogonidae. Gene Ontology annotation, cellular component: ESC/E(Z) complex.
ACGUUGAUGCGCGAGUGUUAGGUAGAAAUAAGUUUAAAUCGGAAUUUCUUGUACUAAUUCGUGUUUUUCUUUUCGUCUUCUUUCUUUGCAGUGGUGUGGCUACAAGUUUGAGCACAGAUUCAAGUACUGCUUCGUCCGAUACAUCGGAUCCUGGAUCUCCCUAUAGUCCGCCCUCUUUAGGGGAAACCGACACAACGCCUACCGCAAGCUCAAGCCCGCAGCAAGCUGCUACGCCAAAGAAGCAGCUGUCGCUUCUGCAGAAGCCUCUGCAAAAAAUGCCCCCGCUCACACAAACGCUCCCAACAGUGAAUAACAGAUUGAAUCAACCGCAAAAUCAACCUCAUCAAUGGCCAUGGAACAACAAUAACGUUGCGAAAAACGACGAUAAAGCACCUAAAAUCAAUGCAACUACAAAUAACACGACACAAACAGCGUCAACGAACACAGCGUCGACGCAAGUAACAAACAAAUUGAAACGACAAAGUCUCGACAAGGGCGUCGGCGAAGGAUCUGUCAACAAGAAAUCGCGAUCUACGAGUAUUGACGUCAAAGCGCUCAAUAGUUCGUUACCAACUACUACUGCCAAUAAGAAACUUACGACAACGCCUCUCAUUGCAAAGAGCAAGUUUGUGGAUGAAACUGCCAACACGAAAAUCACGGGAUACUUCAAGACACAAACGAAACCAACGCCUCCAUUGAAGAAGGAAAUGUCGAAAGUCGUAAUGCAAGCUCCUGUCCCACCGUUGACGGAACUCUCGAAGCCUCCGCAGAAUGAAAAUCUCAAAAAGUAUUUCAAUAUGUUAACGCAGCAAUCGUCAGACAACAAAUUGAAUGGCAUCAAAGUAAAUGAUGUCGAUGUUCGUCCCGUAACAACAACUGUUACGAACUCUUUGGCUGUAAAGAAAACCAUCGAGAAGAAAACAGCCAAAGUUUCUCCGAUGAUCAACACGAAGAAGAAUGCUGCGUUACAGAAACAGGCGAACAUUGCGCCAAAGAAACCCGUCAAUAUUGCGCCUCGCAUGCCAAAGGUAAAUACGAUUCAAAAUUCUCCCGCUCCAAUUACUGCCAAAAAGUUACCAACCAAUCCGCAAACAAACGGAACUCCAAAUGGCAAACAACAAUUUUUGGAGCAAACGAUAAAACAAACCCCGACUGUUUUGUUGACAGCAAUUCGUAUUCCGACAACACAAGCGCAACAGCAAAUGCCUCCGUUACAACCUACUCAACCAAAUCCCUAUAACGCUUCGCCAAAAGCUCCGCAAGCCAAAGUUGGUCCAUUGUUCUCCGUGAUGCCAAAUUUAGUUCAAAUUCCGAAUUUAGUGCCAACAGCAAAAGCACAAAAUAUCAUGGCAAAUAAUCAACUCGCUGCACGUUAUAACGCCGCAGCGCAAUUACUCAUGAACGGAGCUGUUAUCAAGUUACAGCAACUUUCGCAAAACAAUGGAACAAAUGGUCCAACAAUGGAUUCGACAGUUUCGAGUACGAGCACAGCGCCCGGAUUAACGCCUGUGAAACCCUUAAUGACUCCAAUGCAAGCUGCUGUUGCUCAAGUUCAAGCCCAAGCACAAGCACAAGCUCAAGCACAGCAACAACAAAAGCAAUUACAAGCUGCUCAACACUUUGCAGCGCCUCAAUUGUUCAUAAACACAACUCCCGGACUCUAUUACAAUACAUCGGGCAUUCAAGCAAUGUACACAUUAUCGCAGGGAAUGCAAAAUAUCCCUGCUUUGCAUCCCAUUCAACCACAAACGGCGAAUGUACUUCCGAAUAUCAACACGAUACUGCCAACGCAUCAUCAGAACACGCCGCAACAAUUUAGUGCUGCUUCGACUUCGGUAACAUCAAAUACUCAUGUUGUUACUGUUUCUCAACAAAAUCCGCCAAAUUUGGUUUCUACCAUGACGACGUCAUCGCAAGCGUCUCAAGCAAACAUUCCAAAACCCGCAAAAGCCUCGAAAAUCCCAAAGCCCGCUCUUGUUUCGACAACAAUUCAAUCGCCUGCGCAAUCAGUAGUUACCCCUGUAGUAUCUUCGACAGCAUCAAAUACAUCAACAUCUGUUGGAUCUCAAACAACUUCGACUUACAAAAGUAACAAAUCCAACAAUAUUGCUGCCUCGCCUCCGAAAUCUCCCGCUACAGCUCUCAUCGCAACUUCUGAGCUCCCUAAAUUGGUGCCCGUUUCGCUGAAAGUCAAUACUGCCUUACCAAUUACAACAGUUCCUGUUACUCCCCCGAAAAUAUUGCCUCCGACAACGACAAUUGACUUGUGUUCGCCAACAACUCCCAUGCUAUCGCCGAAAGAGAAGACUCUCUUGCUGAGUCCUACAUCUCCGCGAAGUUUGGUUCUCGAACGUAUCAAGUCAAAGAAGCCAAGUAUCGAGAUAAAUGACGAUUCGACUGUAACAACUGUCGAUUCGGAAGUCAGUAUUAACAUAUCAGUGGAAGAAUCGCUCGCAGAGAAAUCAGGUCUCACGCCAAAUUUGCCCGAACGAAGCAAAAGUCCCAUUUUGACGCAACCCAAAACGAUUAGAUUUCCCGUCGAUCGUGCUGCACGAAUGCGUAUGGGACACAAAGGAUCUCGUCGAAGUGAUAAUUACUCGGAUGGCGUAUGUAAUUGGGAUGGAUGCAGUGAAAAGUUUGACAACAAUUCCCUUUUGUUGGAUCAUUUGCAAGUGCAACACGUGAAUCCACAAACAGGCCCGUAUUCCUGUCUUUGGUCUGGAUGCAAAGUUCACGGAAGAAAAUCAUGCUCGCGAACAUGGUUAGAACGACAUGUUUUGCCUCAUGGCGGUUCAAAGACAUACAAAUGUAUUGUCGAUGGCUGUGGAAUGCGAUUUGGAUCACAGCUUUUACUUCAAAAACACGUGAAUAACCAUUUUAAUCGCGGAGAGCAUGCUAACAAUAAAAAGAACGCAGAACCAACAAGUCUUAAAUGUAUCAAGAAAAAUGGAAAGAAAUUGCGAUAUCGUCGUCAACCAUGGACAGCUCGUCGUUUCGAUUACUUCGAUCUCGGAAUGAUGGAAGGUCUUCAACACAGAUUAAUGCUUGCUGGAGUUCUUUCUACAGGCCCUCGGGGUUCAAUUACAUUCAAAGGGCGCCCAUUGGGAAAACGCAUAACUAAAGAAGGAACAGCUGAGGUUCUCGUCAAAUGGUUCCCUGUUAACAUAAUCUCCGAUGAAUGGAUUCCUGCUCCAAAAUCGCUUCCCAUAAAGCAUGUCGAAAUAAAAUCGCUAAAGUUGUCAGAACGUAUUGAAUUGCAAAAGUAUUUGAGACACGUAUACAAAGUGAAUCAACAUAAUCUUCAAAUAUCCGAUAAGGAUACAGCUUACAGCAGUUGUAGCUAUUCCUCAUCAGCAUCUUCCGUUUCGGGAUCGUCAGCUUCGUCGUCUUCAAUGAUGUCGUGCGACAGCAAUUCCGUGUCAUCUGCUUCUUCGUCGAUGACAGACAACAAAUAUGCAUCAUGUAAUAGCAGUAGCACAUACUCGAGAACUACGAGCAGUCAUCAUGUGAUAUAUUCCGCGGUACACACAAUUAAGAGAAUGACAAAAAAAUAUCGGAAACCACCAAGAACAAUGCCAUCGUGACCUUGUUUUAAGAGGAAAGCUAUUAAUAAUAGGAAGUAAGGCUCUUUUUCGGUAUAAUCGUGUAAAUAUUAAUACUUUAACGACAUAAUAAUCGUGUGUGAAGUAAAAAAUGCAAAAAAAAAAAAUCAGAGAUAAAGCCUUUACUUUUAGUUAAAUUAGUUCAAAAUUAAUUUAUAUGCUCAGUUAA